This is a messenger RNA of Lucilia cuprina (Australian sheep blowfly), 3471 nucleotides long. RefSeq names its product ionotropic receptor 75a-like. Gene Ontology annotation, molecular function: ligand-gated monoatomic ion channel activity. NCBI's taxonomy places the organism in Eukaryota, Metazoa, Arthropoda, Insecta, Diptera, Calliphoridae. The transcript is spliced from 11 exons. Gene Ontology annotation, cellular component: membrane. The coding region runs from base 16 to 3471 and encodes 1151 amino acids. The record is from RefSeq and is a predicted model, not a curated record.
AUUUAUGAUUCCUCAAUGGAUUUGGAACAUUUUAAGGACCUUUUUAAAUAUUUUCAUUUGUCAAUAGAUACCGAUAUUACUCUGGUCCAACCUAAUGAGAGAUUUGUAAAUUCUCCUAAAAAUUCUUCUUAUAUUUUAUAUGAUGUUUAUAAUAAUGGUUAUUCUUUGGGGGGAAAACUUAAUGUGACCAUAGAUCGAGAGUUAUUAUGCUGCCGAGAGCAAUGUCUUGUAAAACAGUAUUUAUCCUCUUUAUAUCAAAGAUCCAAGUAUGAACAUCGUUGGUAUUUAAGAGAUUUAACGAUGAGAGUAUCUACAGUGGUCACUGCUAUUCCCUUAACGGCUCCACAAAGUGAACUUUUGGCUCAUUUAAGUUCCACUAAAGACAAACAUAUUGAUGGCAUAGCUAAAUUUGGAUUUCAGUAUUUGAUGAUUUUAAAAGAGAAUCUGGAAUGCAACUUUUUUUAUAAUUUCACCAGUGCUUGGAGUCGUACUGAGGUCAAUGGUGGUUGUAUUGGUGCUAUUGGUAUAGAAAACUCAGCCGAUCUUGCUUCGUCUCCCUUUCUAGCCACAAAAAAUCGUUUCAAGUAUGUUCAGGCCAUCACGGAGUUAGGUACUUUCCGUCAUGUUUGCAUUUUUCGUACGCCCCUUAAUGCUGGCAUACAGAGUGCCGUAUUCCUGGAACCCUUUUCGUUACGGGUAUGGAUCUUAUUUGGUGCCACGCUUAUAUUAAUUGCAUUUCUAUUGUGGUUGACAUUUUUUGUGGAAUAUCAUCAGAUGAAAGCUAUGCUGGGUUUUGUGCCCUCUUUACUUACCACCUGUUUGAUAUCGUUUGGUUCCGCCUGUUAUCAGGGUAGUUUUUUAGUACCCACAUCCAUGGGUGGACGCAUAGCUUUUAUAACUUUGUCUUUAUUGACCUUCAUUAUAUAUAAUUAUUAUACCUCGAUAGUGGUGGCUAUAUUGUUGGGUUCCCCGGUUAAAUCGAAUAUUAAGACGGUGGCUCAGUUGGCCGAUAGUAAGUUGGAGGUGGGCCUGGAACCUAUACCCUAUACCAAGUCAUAUUUGAAUUUCUCAACUUUACCCGAAAUUAAAAGAUUCGUACGCAAUAAAAUCGAUUCCCAGCCUAAUCCGAAUAAUGUUUGGAUGAGCGUCGAGAAAGGGCUGCAACGAGUGCGCAAAGAACCUGGUUAUGUUUUUGUUAUAGAUGCUUUUUCCGGUUAUGGCUUAAUAGAAAAUUCCUAUACAGCCGAAGAGAUAUGUGAUCUCAAUGAAAUACCUUUUAGACCCGAACAGCCUUUGUACCAGCAUUUGCCCAGGAACUCUUCGUACAGGGAAAUUGUUAAAUUGAAACAAAUGCGCAUUAUGGAAUCGGGUGUCUAUAGACGCUAUUACCGCCAGUGGGUGAAGAGAAGAUUGAAUUGUUAUUUAUCGAGCAGCUUUUUAGUUCAAGUGGGUUUGGAAUACACUGCUCCCUUGUUUAUUAUGUUGGCCGUGGCUUAUGUAUUAGUAUUGAUCUUAAUGAUGCUGGAAAUUGUUUGGUACAAAUUUGAGCAGAAAUAUAAAAACCACGACCAGGGAGAUAUGACGGAAUAUGAUUUAAUUUUCAAUCAUUUCUUGGAUAGCCGAUUGUCAUGUGUGGUAUUAUUUCAUUGUUGGAAUAGGGAAGCUCUUUAUCAAUUCUCCUCGUUGAGCUCUCGGCUGCCGAUCUAUAUCCAAUAUGUUAAUCUAAAUAAUUCGGAUUCAUUGCAGGAUUUUGCUUCUCGUUAUAUGCGUCAUGAUCGGCCUCAAAUUGGCAUUUAUAUGGAUAUGAAUUGUCAGCUAACGGAUCAAUUUAUAGAAGAGACCAGCCAUUUACGUCUUUUCAACUAUCGCUAUGGUUGGCUUGUCUACGAUGAAUUGUCGAAUUUCUCUCGUUUUUAUGGUAUAUUCAAGAAUGUCAAUCUUUCAGUGGAUACUCAGUUGGCCUAUGUGGUACCUAAGGAACCACAAAAACCGGUAAAUCUUAGCAAAACCUCUUACAUCAAUUUUGAUGCCUAUAAUAAUGGUUUGUUUUUGGGAGGCUCACUCAAUAUAACGUCCAACUAUGAAAUCGCCUGCAAUAGUAGCGAUUGCCAGAAAACUAAAUAUUUAUCGGAUUUAUAUAAAAGACUUCAAUAUGGUAAUCGUCAGACUUUGAGCGAUAUCACUAUGAGAGUAGCGGUUGUGGUCACUCGUUAUGAUUUGCAAGCUCCCGAACAGGAUAUACAAAAUUUUCUCUUAAAGCAACAGGAUUUUCAUAUCGAUCCUUUGUCCCGCUUGGGCAUACAGAUAUUUUUACUUUUAAAAGAUUCCUUAAACACCAAUGUUUCUUAUAUCUACUCCGAUCGCUGGACCGAUGUGGACUAUACCGGAGGUAUAGUGGGUGCUUUGGUUACCGAAACGGCGGACUUAACAUCAGCUCCUUUCUUUAUGACUGCUGGUCGUUUUCAAUUUCUAACUCCCAUUGCUCCUACCGGUGAUUUUCGUUCGGUUUGCAUGUUUCGCACUCCCCUCAAUUCGGGUAUACAGGGGCGGGUCUUUAUAGAGCCCUUUAGUACUAAAGUUUGGAUUAUGUUUGGCGUAAUCUUGGCCUUAGCUGCUCUAUUUCUCUGGUUGACUUUUUAUGUGGAAUAUUAUCGUAUGAAACCCACUACCGAGUUUUUACCCUCUUUGCUAACAACUUGUUUGAUUUCGUUUGGUUCCGCCUGUUCUCAGGGUAGUUUUUUGAUACCCACUUCUCUAGGGGGACGUUUGGGUUUUAUUUCUUUGCUAAUUAUAUCAUUUCUGGUCAAUAACUAUUAUACCUCGGUGGUGGUUUCCACUUUACUGGGUUCUCCCGUUAAAUCUAAAAUUAAAACUAUGGGUGAUUUGGCAGAUUCGAAUUUGGAAGUGGGUUUAGAACCCUUGCCCUAUACCUACACCUAUUUGAAUUUUUCUGGAUUACCCGAAGUGCGCCGCUUUGUUAAGCGUAAAAUUGAAAAUAAAAAGAAUUUUUGGUUUUCGGCCCAGGACGGGAUUAAUAAAAUGCGCGAAAAACCGGGUUUUGUAUUCAUUUUUGAAACCUCUACUGGAUUCAAUAUAAUCGAAAAUCAAUUUGAUCAACAUGAGAUCUGUGACUUAAAUGAAAUACUUUUUCGCAGCGAUACCCUAUUGCUAACACAUUUACAUAAGAAUUCCAGUUACAAGGAAAUUGUACGACUUAAAACUAUGCGCAUUUUGGAAACCGGUGUUCACUCCAAGCAUCGACGUCUAUGGGUUCGUACUCAUUUGCAUUGUAUGUCGAAUAAUUUUGUCAUAAAUGUAGGCAUGGAAUAUACGGGCCCAUUAUUUCUUCUCUUGAUCUGUGGUUAUUUAAUGGUCUUGGUUGUUUUUAUGAUGGAAAUUAUAUGGCAUCAUUAUGUGGAGAGAAGAAAGAGCAUGUUUUCAAUGGAGCAGCUGGAUAAAGAGGAAAAUUAA